AUGGACGAGCCGCGCCGCUACAACGUGGAGCGGUCCUGUCUCCGCUGCCACGAGCGCAAGGUCCGAUGCGACAAAAGGUCGCCGUGCUCCAAAUGUGUGCGUCUAAACCUCCCAUGUCACUACCCCGGCCCUAGGAUUGAGAAGCGGCGCCCUCCGAGAUCGGCCGAUGCCGAUGUGGUCGCGAGGCUGGAGCAGCUGGAGCGAGCUAUUACUUCCCUCGCCGCAGGGCCGAGCCUUGGCAACAUUCCAAAGAAUGCGGAGGCCCCUGUGCGUGAGACGGCGCUCGAUUCGGAAUCGUCCCUACCGUCGUCUUCGGCGCAGCAUGGGUUUCUGGGCAAGGAUGGGACCUACAUGGAUGAACCGCUGCUUGCGCGGGUGUUGGAGAAAGAAAAAGAGCUUCAGUCUGCUAUCGGCUCACCGCGGACGGGGAGCGGAAUAUUGGGAAAGUGGCCGCGGUUGAAAGCUGAUGGGAUCCUGGUGAAUCCGUUGAUCACGCAAGUCGAUAUCCGGGGCUUGCUGCCCGGCCGAUGGCAGGCGACUAUCCUGUGGGAGACUUUCUUGCAUCGUGUGGACCCUGUCCUCAAGAUUUUACAUAUUCCCUCUGUGAAGCCUCGGGUUUUUGCUGCGAUUAACCGACCGGAUACCGUCUCAUCAGAUAUCCACUGCCUUCUUUUCGCUAUAUGCUAUAGUGCCUCUACUGUCUUGUGCUCAGAUAACCCGGAGAAUGAAGCGGCUAGAGAGGAUCUGAGCAAAUACCAGCAAGGCCUGCAGCUUGGUAUCUUUCAUUCUUCAUUUCUUGAUGCGCCUACGUUAACCUCACUUCAAGCAAUGGCGAUCUACCUGAUCUGUCUGCGAUGCAACAGCAGCGGGCGAGCUGGAUUCAACUUACGCGGCUUGGCCAUGAGAGCCGCCCAGUCAAUUGGAAUCCACCGUGACGGAAAACACUUCAAACUUUCACCAUUAGAAUGCGAGCUUCGCCGACGAUUAUGGUGGCUUCUAUAUGCCACGGACGUUCGAGCGGCAGAAGACCACGGCAUUACAAUAACCGAGCAAGAGCUGGGCGGCGACUGUGACGUCCCCGCAAAUAUCGACGACCAAGACAUCAACGAAGAGAAGACGGAGCGCGUCCCCUCGCAACCUCGCUGGACAGAAAUGACGUUCCCCUUGAUUAUCAUUCACAUGAACCGAGUAUGGGCCCAUCUGAUCCGGGCCAAAUUCGACGGUGGCAAUGCUGAGAAGCUUGUCAAGGAGCUCAACACCCUUCUCAACGAGUCCUUCCUACAAUACUGUGACCCGGAUAUCCCCAUCCAACGGCUCGGGCUUCUUCUCUCGCGGGUCCUGAAGUGCAAAUUGGAGGUGCACAUCCGCCAAAAGACCCUCCAAUCUCAAGGCCCCUCCUCCAUGAACACCGAAGCUGGCCAAGAGCUCCUCGCCACAGCGGUCAGCGGCUUAAACUACGGUCUACAGAUGUGGAGCGACGAGCUUCUCCGCAGCUACCGCUGGCUGAUUUCCACCCAUACACAGUACCAUCUGCUGACUUAUAUCCUGUGGCAUCUCUGCAUGAGUCCAACAGGCACCCACGUCGAGGAUGCCUGGCGCACGGUGAACAUUCAUUUCGAUGUGGCGGAGAAGGACCCCUCGUGGCCCGACCCCGGACCCAAGUGGCCUAUGAUGGCGCAGAUGCGUGCGAAAGCGCUGCGGAUCCGCGCGGCGCAUUUCCCCGCCGCAAGCGAGCAGCCACCCUCGGCGCUUGAGGGGAUCACGCUGGAAGAGGCCGUCCAACAGAUUCCGGAGACGGAGAUUUUGGACAUGGACUCGCGGGGACUUUUCUAUGCUUGA
This is a messenger RNA of Penicillium chermesinum, 1839 nucleotides long. RefSeq names its product C6 transcription factor. Gene Ontology annotation, biological process: regulation of DNA-templated transcription; DNA-templated transcription. The record is from RefSeq and is a predicted model, not a curated record. Lineage: Eukaryota; Fungi; Ascomycota; Eurotiomycetes; Eurotiales; Aspergillaceae. The transcript has 2 exons. Gene Ontology annotation, molecular function: zinc ion binding; DNA-binding transcription factor activity, RNA polymerase II-specific; DNA binding. Bases 1 to 1839 code for a protein of 612 amino acids.